This is a messenger RNA of Alosa alosa (allis shad), 1319 nucleotides long. RefSeq names its product BLOC-1 related complex subunit 5 (gene borcs5). The transcript is spliced from 6 exons. The record is from RefSeq and is a predicted model, not a curated record. Gene Ontology annotation, cellular component: cytoplasmic side of lysosomal membrane; BORC complex; synaptic vesicle membrane. Gene Ontology annotation, biological process: organelle transport along microtubule; positive regulation of anterograde synaptic vesicle transport; lysosome localization. Lineage: Eukaryota; Metazoa; Chordata; Actinopteri; Clupeiformes; Clupeidae. Bases 359 to 919 code for a protein of 186 amino acids.
GCCCCCUUGGUACCGACAGAGACAAAUCAUUCAGACCCAUACUCCAUUCAGAAGGUGGCGGUAAUGCACCAAACGUUGUUUGCCAACCGCCAUAAAACUAGAAGAAGAAUCUUGCUGCCUGUGCAGUUAUGGGAGGUAGCAGCAACAUUUUCACCGACGGAGGCAAUUUUCAGUCUUUGAGCUGUCUGCUACAAAUAUCUGAACACUGUAAAGUGUAGUUUUGCAAACAGUUCCCUUUAACUUGUGGCCUUGAGGUCCUCCAUCAUGGGUGCUGAACAAAGUGGUGAUUCAGAGCAUAAGCACUCCGACUGUGGUACGUCAGAUCAUGUAGAGGAAACAAAUAUGGAAUCACUCAAUCAUGUGGAAAAGAUUAUGGAAUCACAAAUCUAAAGUCGUGGUGGCCUCUCCUGCAAAACAAAGAGCCAAAAUGGAUGACAUUGUAGUAGUUGCCCAAGGAACACAAACAUUACGCAAUAUUCACAAUGAUCCGGAUGUUAUCAAGCUCCAAGAAAUCCCAACUUUCCAGCCACUUCUGAAAGCUCUAUUUUCAGGUGUUUUGAGUGGCCAAACCUCUCCCAGUAGUGUCUGUUUAGAGAAACUGGACACUGUAAAUGUGCUGCAGCUUUGUCUUCGCUACCAGGACCACCUCCAUCAGUGUGCUGAAGCUGUGGCAUUUGACCAGAAUGCCCUUGUUAAAAGAAUCAAAGAGAUGGAUCUCUCUGUAGAGGCCUUAUUUAGCAUCAUGCAGGACCGGCAGAAGCGCUAUGCGAAGUACGCAGAACAAAUCCAGAAGGUAAAUGAAAUGUCCAUGAUUCUCCGGCGCAUCCAGAUGGGCAUUGAUCAGACUGUACCUUUGAUGGAGCGUCUCAACAAUUUACUCCCUGAGAGUGAACAACUUGAGCCUUUCAGCAUGAAGUAAGACAGUGGGACCAAGUAGCAACACUCCUGAUGUUGUGAUGCCUCGACCUUGGAUGGAGCAAAUUUAAAGUCCCUUGCUCAUUGACACGCUUCAGACAAAUCUUGGAAGCAAACAGAAUUACACCACUGAACUGGUGAAAUGUAUUUUUUUUUUUUUUUUUAAGUAUAUUUUUUUGCAUCGAACCCAGGUCGCCGGCGUACGGUGCAGGUGCCCCAGCCAGCCGCACCACGGCUGGGGCCAAUGAAAUGUAGUUUUAAAAGGCCUAAAAGCUUUACAGCUAUUUCCUGUGAAGAGGUUGACUGAGGAGAAUGCCUAAUGUUGUUAAUAGAAUAAUAAGAUUUGUAUAUUUGUUUUGAUCUAAUAUCAAUACUGUGCUAUAAAGUUAUCACUCAGUAAUGUC